Messenger RNA from Arachis stenosperma, 8764 nucleotides. RefSeq lists its product as uncharacterized. The record is from RefSeq and is a predicted model, not a curated record. Bases 557 to 6154 code for a protein of 1865 amino acids. The transcript is spliced from 14 exons. Lineage: Eukaryota; Viridiplantae; Streptophyta; Magnoliopsida; Fabales; Fabaceae. Gene Ontology annotation, molecular function: ADP binding.
AGUAAAUGAAUAUAAUUACAUGAAGUCAUUGUGUACGUAAACAUAAUUACUAAUCAAUAAUUGAGCAAAUACAACAACUCUUAUGAUUUCUCACUUUUUCUGCACUAGUUUUGCUAUAAACCGUAGGUUGUUGUUCUCACUGCCGUGAAGUCAUUGUUGGAACUUAAUUGGAAUUUGGGAUGAUUCUCUGUAGCCAUUUUCUUUACUCUUCUCUUCUCUGCCUUCCUCAUUAUUAGGAUCUUCUAGCUGCUGAUGGAGAGAAAAGAGGGAGACAUGCUCACAUGCUUGUAGAAAGGAAACACUACUAAAAGAUCAGUGACAUAAGAAGGAUUGAUGAAGAGGAGAGAAACCUAGAUGAUGAGUGAUGUUCUUCUCUCACUCAGAAAGGUUCCAGCCUCCCAGGCAACCCUUUAUCUAUUGUUGGUUUGAAAGGAAGGAGAUAGAGAGGCAAAGAAAAUUGGAAAGAAGUGAUUUGUGAUUGUAGAUCUAUUCUGCUCUAUUUCAGAUGCAUAAAAAUGUAGCAAAAACAAAAAAAAAGCAAGGAUGAAAUAAAAGCAUGUCUAUACCGGACUUUUUGCAAGAACGUGUGUUCGAUGCAGUAGCCGGUUUCUUAACAGAGCAAGUAAACUAUGUAUGGGAUUACGAGAAAAGAUUCGAUGAUGUAAGCAAAGUUGUAGAGAAUCUCAAGAAUGACAGAGAUGAGGUGCGCGAUAGAGCCAAGGAAGAGGAAGGACGAUAUGGGAGAGCGAUAUACGAUAAUGUUUUAGAAUGGCUGGCUCGUGUGGAUGAAAUUGUUGUUAAAUAUAAUAAGUUCAAAGAAGAUCAUAAUAAUAAUGCAGGGUAUGCACUUGCUUUUCCAUUUCAAAAUUUAGACAUAAGGUAUCGUCAAAGCAAAAUAGCCGAACGUAUCAAAGAAGAGGCUGAAAAUUUGCAAAAUGAGAAGCGUGAUAGAAUAUCUCGCUGGCAGGGCCCACCUUCUUCAAUGGGUUAUGCGCUUCCUUCUGUUGAAUAUGAAGAGCUUAAUUCAAGAAAACAAAACAUGGAAGAUGUCAAGAAAGCCUUGGAAGAUUCGAGUGCUACAAUGGUUGGUGUUCACGGCCUAGCUGGUAUGGGAAAGACUACUUUGGUCAUAAAAGCUAUUAACACACUUCAAAGUCGAGAACCUAAGUUAUUUGAUAUGGUCAUUAUGGCAAAUGUGGGCAAAAAUCCAGACAUCAGAAAAAUUCAAGGCCAGAUUGCUGACAUGCUCGGAAUAACAUUGCAAGAGGAGAGUGAGUAUGCGAGGGCUAUUCGCAUAAGAGAUAAUUUGAAGAAAGGGAAAAACACCCUUAUAAUCUUAGAUGAUAUGUAUGCAAAAAUGGAUUUGGAUAAGUUGGGAAUUUCAUCAGAGAGUGGCGAUGACAAGAAGAAUCUCAUUCUCAAACAAGGAAUAAAAUCUUCUAAUCCCUCUGGAGCAGCUCAAACUAAGGAAGAGACAAAGACUGCUGAACAAAAGUCAGAAAUAGAUAGUAGUGGUAGAAAAAAUUUGAGAACUCAAAAAUCAAUAAUAACAGAAGAUCAUAAGACGAGAACAGGGAAAAAAAUUGAAGACACCUCUAGUGGUUCUAGUCAAGUAGGGAAAGCAGCACAAGAGAAUCAAAAAGGAUGCAAAGUUUUACUAAUUUCCGAGGCAAAACAAGUAUUAUACCAGAUGAAUGUGAAUGCAAAUUCAAUUAUCUUUGUGGAUGCCAUAAAACCUGAGGAUGAUGAUGAUGCCAAAAAAUUGUUCAAAAAAAAGGCAGGAAUAGCAGAUGAUGAUAAAAACUCUAAUCGUGCACGGUUAGCUAUUGAGAUUGCCAAGAAAUGUUCUGGAUUGCCCAUGUCAAUAGAGACCCUUAAAACACUUGAAAGGAAAAAGCUUACAGGAACAUCUGAAUAUUCUACAAAGUUGAGUUAUCAACUUUUAGAAAAUGAGGAACUCAAGCGUAUCUUCUUGCUUUGUGCUUGUUUGGGUCAAGAUGCAUUGGUCUCAGACUUAGUGAGAUUAUGCAUUGGUUUGGGUUUUCUUGAAGGCAUCUACACAGUAAGAGAUGGCAGAGAUCAAGUACAAAUGUUGCUUAUGCAUUUAGAGGAGUCAGGUUUGUUGUCUAACAGUUAUUCAAAUGAUCGUUUCACGAUGCAAAACCUUAUUCGCAAUGCAGCUUUGUUGAUAGCAUCAGAAAAUAAUGUGUUCGUACGGGCAAAAAGAAAACUAGAUGAGUGGCCUGAUGAUGAUAAACUCAGGCAGUACACUGCUAUUUUCUUACAUCAUUGUGAUGUCAACACUGAGUUUCCUAAAAGUUUAAAAUGUUCUAAACUGAGAGUAUUUCAUUUUCACAAUGACCAUCAACAUUUCAAAAUACCAAAAGACUUUUUUGGAGGAAUGGAAGAACUUAGAGUGUUGGUUCUGCUUGGCAUUGAUCUCUCUGAAAUGUCUUCAUCAAUGAAAUACCUAACAAAACUCCGAAAGCUUUGUUUGGAGCAAUGCAUUAAUCUAGAUGAGAACUUAUGCAUCCAUAUUGGCAAGUUUAUGAAGAAUCUAAGAAUUCUAAGCUUUUCUGGAUCUGAUAUUAAAAGCUUGCCUACUAAAUUGAAGGAUCUGUCAAAGCUGCAAAUUCUUGACUUAAGUAAUUGCUCCCAACUAAAAUCAAUUCAAGCUGGUGUAAUAUCUAGCUUGACUAAUUUGGAGGAGUUGUACAUGAGAAACACUUUGGUUGAAUGGAGGGUGGAUAACAGAGAGGAAACUGAAAACAAAAAUGCUAGUCUUUCGGAGUUGGGACAUUUAAGUCAAAUAACAAAUGUUGACUUACAAAUCCCAAGUGUUGCCCAUUUGCCAGAAAACUUGUUCUUUGAUAAGCUGCAUAGCUAUAAAAUUGUAAUUGGCUCGUCAAGUACACAUUUGGAGCCAGAUUUCAAGAUUCCGGAGAAAUAUCAACUGUUGAGGUAUUUGGCAAUACUGGAGAAAGAUGUUGGCAUUCAUUCUCAGAAAGGGAUCAAAAUGUUGUUUGAAAGAGUUGAGAAUUUGUUGCUGGAAGAACUCAACGGUGUCCAAGACAUCUUUUAUGCACUGAAUUUGAAAGGGUUUCCAUGUCUUAAGACUUUGUCUAUUGUGAGUACUUCUAGCAUUCGAUAUUUGAUCAACCCACAGGAGAGGAAGCAUCCCGAGAAUGCUUUUCCGAAACUGGAGACAUUGCAAAUCUACAAGCUCGAUAACAUGGAGCAACUAUGCUCUCGCGUGUCACUUUCAUCAUCCUCAUUUUGUAAACUGAAAGUUGUCAAGAUUAAGCUUUGUGGUUUAUUAAAGAAUGUCUUUUUAAUGUCUAUGGUAAAGCUUUUGGUUGCUCUUCAAACAAUUGAAGUUUCAGAAUGUAACUCUCUAAAGGAGAUUGUCUUUGCGGAAGAUAAUGCACAAGAUAAGCCUCUUGAGCUUCAAGAAUUACGCACUUUGACAUUAAAAUCAUUACCUGAGUUUCAUGGAUUCUGUUCCAUUUCAUCUACAGCGCAACAAAAAGUAUUGUUCGAUGAACAGGUUGAAUUCUCAAAAUUAGAGAGAUUAGAGUUGUGCUCUAUCCAAAUCCACCAAAUAUGGAAUGGCAAAAAUCCUCCUUUUGGAAAAUUGGUACACUUGGAAGUGAAUGGUUGUGAUAAUUUAAAAAGUUUGUUAACAUUGUCUAUGGCUAUAAAUAUGAAGACUCUCCAAAGUCUAUCUGUCAGCGAGUGUGACAACAUGAUGCAUAUUCUUCCCAACGAGAACAGCAAUGAUACUCAAAGUGAAAAGAAGGUUACCAUCUUUCCAAAUUUGAAGAGUAUUAAAGUGAGAAGCAUGAAGAGUUUGAGUGGGAUAUGUGAUAUUAAAUUAGAACUCCCAAAAGCCUCUUUCGAAAAGUUGGAGAGCCUAGCCAUUGAUGAGUGUCAUAAACUGGACCAUGUUUUCACUUCUAAUGUGGUGGGAAUAUUUCAGCAUGUAAGCAACUUAAGCGUUACUAAUUGUAAGUCAAUGAAAGCUAUAUUUGAGACAACGGCUUCAGCUUGGGAAAAGAAGCGAACUUCUAAGGAUGCAACACCCAAGUUGCAAGAUGUUCAUUUUGAAUCACUUCCAAAAUUAGAGCGUAUGUUCAACAUGAAGGAAAAACAGCUUCAAGAGAUACUUAAAUUAAACAAUUUGCAUAAGAUAUGGGUUCAAGAUUGUAAAAGGUUGAAAAGCAUAUUUUCUGCUCCUGUGGCCAAAACACUCGAAAAUAAUCUUGAAGAGCUUGUGGUCUCGGAUUGCUCUCAAUUGAGGGAAAUUGUUGCCAAGAAAGAAGAAGAAGAUGCCAGCAGUCUUACUAAAUUUAACUUUUUGAAACUGGCAACCAUCAAAUUUUUGAGACUACCAAAAUUCAAGAGUUUCUAUCCAGGAACUUAUGGAAUAGAAUUUUCAGCACUGAACAACUUGUUUAUUGAACAAUGUGACAACUUGGAACCAUUCAGAGAAGAAAUCAUAGAUGAACAACCAAAGCCUGCCCUCUCUCCUGAAACGGUAAUGAACAAUUUGAAGUCAAUUCAAAUUGAGUCGAGACAUGCAACGUCAUCGACUAACUAUGAUUAUCGAAGGGAUAAUCUAGAAGAGCUUCAAUUAUCUGGACUGAAGGAUACUAAAAUUCUGUAUUCUUUCCUUUAUAGCAAUCCUAAUAUGAAGAAUCUAUGCUUGAAUAAUGGUUCUUUUCGAGAAUUGGUGCCUCUUGAAAGGCUUGCUAAGAUUGAAAGCUUAGGUGUUGUCCCACAGCUGAAAAGCUUGAAGCUAACAGAUCUACCUUAUCUUGAGAACAUUGGCUUCGAAAGAGACCCAAUUCUUCAAAGGAUAGAGUCAUUGGUUUUUCAAAAAUGCCCAAGUUUGAAAACCAUAGCACCUUCUGAUGUAUUUCUCUCUAACUUGACAAAGCUUGAAGUGGUUGACUGUAACGAAUUAGAAUAUUUAAUGUCACCAUCAAUUGCUAGAAGCUUGGGUCAACUCAACAGCAUGAAGGUAAUUAAUUGUGAAUCUCUUGAGGAAAUUGUAUCAGAGGAAGGACAAGAAGAUAAUAAAGACAAUGAUGACAUCAUUUUCAAACAAUUGACGACAAUUGAACUUGUGUCUCUCGAGUGCCUCGAAAGCUUUUGCAGGUCCAAGAGUUGUGCGUUUCAGUUUCCAUCAUUAGAGAAAUUUGUGGUGAGUGCUUGUCCCGAAUUGAAAAGUUUCUCCCAACAAGAACACAUGAAACCACUGCCCAAGUUGGGAAAAGUAUAUGUUGUCCAUGAAAAAGACAAGGUGGAAGCGCACUGGACAAACAAUUUACAAGAAACAAUACGAGAUAUAUUCAACAAAAAGAUAUUUUUCAAAGGCAUGGAGGAAUUAAGUGUUUCUGAUCAUCCUCAUCUACAACAACUAUGGAAAUGCAAAGAAGAACUCCCACAAGGAGAAUUGUUUAACAAUUUGAAAACUUUGAAGCUGAGUGAUUGUGAGUUCGAACCAUACGCAAUUCCAUCAAAUGUUCUUUUCAGUUUCAAGAACUUAAAAGAAUUGGAAGUGGAUAGCUGCGAAAAAAUAACAGGAAUUUUUGAAAUGAAUGAUACUGAGAUCAAGGAAACAUCGUUCCAACUGAAGAAGCUAACUUUGAAAUCGCUUCCAAAUGUGACACAUGUGUGGAACCCGGAAAAACAAGGAAUUCUCAGCUUCAAAAGUCUACAAAUAGUGACUGUCGAAGGCUGUGAGGAUUUGAGAACUCUAUUUCCUAUAGCCUUGGCCAGAGAUCUUAAGAAGCUUGAGAAACUUGAUGUUAGAGAAUGUGAUGAGUUAUCCAAUAUUAUAGAAGGUGGAACUGUUGAUGAACAUCUUGUGUUUCCUUGUUUAACCACAUUGGCAUUGUUUGUUUUGCCAAAGUUUACUGGCUUUUGCUCUCAGAAGUUCACUCUGGAAUGCCCUGAGUUAAAUUGGUUGGGCGUAUAUGGUUGCAACGAUCAACUGGAGCUAUUUCAGAGUCAAGGAGAGGAAAACCAAAACACCACCUCAACUGCUAAGCAACCACUUUUCAUGAAUAUAAAGAUUUUAUGUUGGGCCGAGAAAGGAGUUUCUGACUUAAGCCCAACAAUUAGCCUUGAUGCAUGCAUUAUAUCAUGAGGCUGAAAUUUUAUAUUAAUGGGCCAGAAUAAAUAAUAAUGUUGCAGGCCCAAUGCUCUAUUGUUUGCUUUCCAUGCUUGAUCCGUUACACAAUUUUAUCAGGAAAGCAAAUGCUUAUUAAAUGGGCCGGUUUUGAUCAUUUUGUCACAAGCCCAAAAUCAUACUAAAGAGAAUAGCUUCCAUGCUUGGUCCGAAAUAAAAGAAAAAUGAAAGCAUAAUGCUUCCAACGGAACCAAGCUUUAACAAAGUGAUGGAUUUCAAAAUCUAUUACAUUGUUAAUUAAUGCAUGGGGAACAUGAGAGAGAAAAUACAGCUGAAUUGAUUGAUGGGUGUUAUGUCAAACACGCCACUCUAUGCUAAGGGAAGUAAAAGCAAGCUAUGCCUAAUUAAUUGUUUAACUUCUUUGCAUUACUUUUCUUCUCUUCAGAUUUCUUUCAUUCUCUCUCAUCUCUUUCUUCUUCUCUAUUCGGUCCUUGUCCAGGAAACAAUGGAGGCCGUGCUCUUCAACGAAGAAAAGGAAAGAGAAGCAUGCAUCAAGACCAUCAAGCUAAUGAUGGCAAGAAAACAUACCAAAAGAAAGAUGAGCUGUGGCUAGGAUGCUUACCAAAUAUGGUUAGAUUUGGUGAAGCAAUCUUGAGCCUUUCAUGCUCAAAAUGGAAGAAGAAGAUUCGGCCAGCUAAGGGAGAUUCUUGGAGCAUGGCUUGUCUUCGAAUCUGACCAACCACCACAGGGAGUAGCUAGAGUGGCGAAGUGAUGGUUGGAGGCAGAGUUUGAAGCAGAUGAAGUCAUCAUCAUCAUGAGGCAUCAAGGGCCAGAAAUCCAUCUUGGAGAGCAAGCCAAGGAUGGAGAGCCCGGAUUGAUGAAGGUUGAUGAUCAAGAAAGGACUAGAGGUAAUUGCAUGUUGGUUAAUGCAUGGUUAUCUCUUCUCUCUCUGUGUGGCCGAACCGGUUUGUUGAAGGAGGAAGAAAGUUGGUUCGGUUUUGGCUUCAAGUGUGGAGGCUUUCCUGUUUCUUUAAAAAGGGGGAACAACCACUGUUUGAAGUAAGGAGAAAAUUUGAGAGUGCAAGGCACAGAGUUCUCAGAGCUACCUGAGCUAACAGAUUUCUCUUCUCCUUCAAUGUAUUCUGUUUAGUAUUUUUCUGUUUAAUUUUGUCAUGUCUUGAGUCUCAUGGUAAAAGGCAAACAGUGAGGUUUGUAAUGAAAAAGCCAUAGAGCGGAAAAAGGCAGAAAGUGCAAAAUUAAGAGAAAAAGCCAUAGAUGUCUUAGAGGUCCUUUGUUCAUCUAUGUUGUGUAUCAUGAUUCUGUUGGAAUCCCCUUGUAAGUUGGGUUAGCACUUUACAAGUUGUAAUCUGGUUGAUUAUAGUGAAAUUCCAUCAUGUUUGUGAUGGAGACUGGAUGUAGGCUGCACUGCACUUAGCAGCCGAACCAGGAUAUAUCUGGGUGCAAGUUCUUUCUCUUUCUACUCCAUUUCUGUUUUCUGCCACACACGAGCAAAAGCUAGAAUUAUCUCGUGCCAAGUGACGAGACGAAACAAAAAGUCUCGUGGCAAGGGACGAGACAAAACUGAGUUGCUCGUAUCCAGUGACGAGCAAGAAACAGAAAAGUCUCUUCAGAAGGACAGCAAGUGUUAGCCUCGGAAAAAGGGGGCUAAGAUUCAACCCCCCCUCUCUUAGCCACUGAAACCAUCAAUAAUUUAUAUUGUUAUUUGUUAUAAUAUCUUCUAAGGUAAAGGAUAUUUCCAAGAUGGAAAUUUUGAUUCUGAAUUGGAGACACACUGAAGCUUUAAGUUCAUGGUUGACAAAAUUGAAUAACGAAAAUCUUGAGAGUUUGAAUGAACUUGUCCUUGUUGUUGAUGAUGGGAAGAGUAACUGUAAUGUGGCGGUUAAAUUAUUUGAGAAGACACCCAAGUUGGAAACACUGAAAGUAAUAGGCCUUUACUGUGAUGAAAUCCUCAAAAAUAUAUUUCCCUCCCAUGAUAAAGCUACUAAUAAGGAGAUUCUUGGAAACUUAAAAGAAUUGUACCUAUUCAACUUAGAUGAGUUGAAAUCCAUGAGUGGGGUAGAAUACUUGUCAAAUCAGCUGCGUCUAUUACGUGUUUCUUAUUGUCCAAAAUUGACAACAAUAGUGCUACAAUCUCCCUCCUUUCUAAAAGAACUGCACAUAGGAGCAUGUGAUGCAAUGCUGCGUCUAUUCAUAUCUUCAACAGCGAAAAUGCUAAUACACCUUGAGGAGUUGCAAGUUGAGAAGUGCAGAUCUUUGAAAGAAAUCGUGGGGGAAGAACAGCAGAGUGCUAUGACGGAAGACGAAGUUAUUGAAUUUGAGCAGCUAGAGAGGAUAAUCCUUCGAUCUUUGGAAAGCCUGGAAUGCUUUUAUUCAGGGAAUGCCACUUUGAAGUUGCCCUCUCUCAUUCAACUGGACAUAGUGGAUUGCUCCAAGAUGAAAGUUUUCUCUCAUGGAAAUGUCGGCGUUUCUAGAAGCAUUCAAGUUUCUUACAACGACUCAAGUGAUGAUUUUGUCUUCCUCCGUGAUCUUAAUAAUGCCGCUCUAGUAGUAUUGCAGUCUCUAAGUCAGGUAAUAAAUAAAGACCCUUCUCCAAAUAAAAUUUUACUA